Messenger RNA from Camellia sinensis, 501 nucleotides. Lineage: Eukaryota; Viridiplantae; Streptophyta; Magnoliopsida; Ericales; Theaceae. The record is from RefSeq and is a predicted model, not a curated record.
AUGUCUUUUGAUCAGAUAUGGGAUGAGAUCAAGAAGAACGCAGAGGGUGACAAUGACCUGCCUAGGAUUUACAUAGUCGACGUCAACGCUUACUACAUCAUCGACACAUUCGGUGAGCGACUCUUUGAGGGUUGCAACCAAGCAUACAUUUUGAGGUUUGAUGACUCGGCUUUGAUGCGCGGGAAGGUAGAGAAAGAAGGGGUCAGUUCCGAUCAGGCAAGUGAGGACGAAAUUUGCAGUGGCAAAGAGUGUUGCAGAGAGUUCAUGAAGAGAUUUCUAGCUGCUAUACCACUUAGGGAACUUGAAUCGGAAGAGAAGAAGGAACCAGUUUCUUACUUCGCUCUCCACCAGCGAUUACAGAUAGAAUUCAACUUCACCACUUCAUUAUCGUUAUCAUCAUCUUCAUCAGCUUCAUCUACCAAUUCAACUUCUUAUCUCUUCUCAAAUGAGAGUACAAACAAAAUGGAAUAUACAACUAUAGGAUUUGAAAAAAAAAAUUAG